Cryptococcus deneoformans JEC21 is the source of this 2814-nucleotide messenger RNA. RefSeq lists its product as hypothetical. NCBI's taxonomy places the organism in Eukaryota, Fungi, Basidiomycota, Tremellomycetes, Tremellales, Cryptococcaceae. The coding region runs from base 354 to 2378 and encodes 674 amino acids. The transcript has 4 exons. The record is from RefSeq and is a predicted model, not a curated record.
CCCGAAACGCUUGUGCGAAGCAUCUCCCACUCUGAAUCUUUGUUCUCUUCUUCAUCUCUUCCCAUUUUAAAGAGCAUAUUAUAUUCUGGAAAAGAUCUAUAGCAUAUCUCAUAGAGCUGGACGACCGUCUGUGAUACUCAGCUGCGGUUAACAACCUUCGUUCCACUGUUGCCACCCACAAGGGCAAGACAGGUGACUAGCGUCGACCGUUACUUGGGGUGACUCAGACAAGCAUUGUCGUUUCGCCACUGCCUCCUGUGAUAUCCUGUCAAAACUGAGUACAGUGGAUAACCAGUGUAUUUUCCGUCCCAUCUCAUCUUUAGACGCAUUUUGGUCAGAAGCAUAGACCGAUCAUGCCAACGAUAAGCACUAACGUAUCCCCUCCCACUUCGAUCACUUCCCUCCCAUCCCCUACUUCCGCAUCGGACGACGAGUAUUCAACUCUUUCCGAGUCAUGGAUGGAAGUCGAAACUUCUUCUUUGGGUCCUUCUACCUUUGAUGGUCUCAGCGAGUCAAGCUACGACUUGCAUGAUCAUGAUUCUCGUAGUGAAGCUUCGAGCUUUGACGAGACUUCGAAUGAUGAGCGGGAAGGCACACAUUAUGACGAGAACAGGAUGGAGGCUGAAGAUGCUGAAACGCCUUCCAUUUCUUUUAUGGGCGGCUCCUACGACUUGGCGAGCAGCAAGCUUGGUUCUUCUGUAGAUACUAUUCAACAAGGUCUCGACUCUAUGUCUUCAUCGCAGGUUCGACUCAUCUUUCCUGAUCCCGGAUUGUCCUUCUCAUCGCAGGUCGUCUCUGAGGCUGAUCGUACGACAUUCAGUUCGUCGAGGCCCCUACGCUCUCGGGCUGAGACGACCACUGAGUCAGGCAAAGUGGAAAACCCCCAAGCAGAAAGGCGAAGCUCGAGCCCUAUCAGCCGCUCUAGUGAAGCGUGGGAAAGGUCAAGCAAGCUUUGGGCUCCAGAGGGCUUCUCAAAGGCAGACUAUCAAUUAUUGCAGAGUACAGAGUCUUUUGAAAAGUUGAAGGAGUCUUGUAUGGAGCAAAUUGCUGAUGAGGGUGUGUCGGUUAAGGAGAUGGCAAUGAUCGAGAGCGCCGAAGAGACAGAGGCCGACGCGACUGUCGUUCAAGAGCCCAAGGAAGGUAUUUCUUCGGAAACACCUCUUCCCUCUCAGCUCUCCCAGCCAACUAGGAGGUGGUCGGGCCGAGUAUCCAUGCUUGCUUUUCUCGGUCUUAUGUCUGCCAUUUCAGUCGUUCUCUUCAACACUUACGGUUUCAAGGUCCUUCCCGCCUUCCGACAAGCUAACUCGAUCCUUUCUAAUCCGCUUCCCGCGGCUUCAAACGCUGCCGCCAAACCUUCUCAGUCCAUGUGGGACCCGCUUUCCCUCUCACACCUCUUUACCUCAUCCUAUUCGCGUACUCUUUACCAGCCGGCGUCGACAGGGUCCGUUUCUGGAGUGGCUGACCUAAAGCUUGUCAAGCAAGCACUCUCGACGCUGCAUACAGUACAAAGCAGAGCUCACAAUGCUCUGCAUGCAAGCACAACAGGAUCUAAUCGAGGUGAUCGGAAGCAAAAAAAGACGGAAGGUGAGCAUGCCCAAACGUCGCCGCUGGCUGUUGCCGUUCGGGACCGCGAUACUUCGUUGAGUGUGAGGGCUUCAAAGGCUCUGGUUAUGACCAGUGGACCUAUCUCGCAAGCAAGCAAAUGGACAAGGAAAUUGAUGGGUGCAAACCACACCGAAUUCAAGAUGUGCAAAGAGCGAGCUCAAGUGGGUAACUGCACCUGCGACCUCUCAACAUACUACCUCACCCAAGUAUAUCCCAAGAUCAUUCGCUCGUACACCCAGUCCAAAUCUAUGGCUGUAGCAACAGUCACCCGUAUCUCUCAACUUGUAUUGCAAGAAUUCAGAGAACUUCAACUCUUUGCUUCUCAUGUUGGUCAAACUAUCCAGGCAGCCUCCAGUCUCAUGCUCUCACGAGCUACUCGCGGAGCCCAGAUACUUAAGUCAUCCCUCCAACCACUUUACCAGCGCUUCACUGCUUCUCGUCGAAAACUCAGUUACACCACCACGACCAAUGUGGUCAAAACUAAAGAAACGCUGGACCAGUUGGCAGAAUAUGUCGAGACAAGGUUUGAUGGCUUAUCGGAGAUGAUUGAUCGCCAGGCAGAAGAUUUACAGCGCCAGGCUGGGCAGAGUAUCCGGAAAGCCAAAAAGGGGUUGAACAGACUUAUACGGGAUGCUCAUCCUGACUCUCAGCCAAAGAGUCAAAUAAGGAAAGAGAAGAUGAAGGGACAGGCCGUGAAUCCCAAGAAGGAUGGCCGAUUAUGUUUCAAAUCGCGGAAGACUACAUGGGGAAAGAGUGGGAGGAGGAGACGAUAAGGGUUUGAGGGAUUUUGAGGGAUCUAAUGAGGCAUUCCUUGUUGGCCGCUGCAGGAGAGUGUCUUUUACUCGUAAGUGAUCGCCUCCCCCCGGGGGACAGCGCCAAAAUAGAGUGAGCGGUUAACUCGGAGACCAAGCCUUAUCGAUAAGCCUUGGUCCCCAUUUCUUACCUGCUUCGUAGUGUUUCUCUUACCGGUUUGUAAAUUUGUAACUUGUUUUUCAUUGUAUAUGUUUUGAAUCGCUCUCGACCCACAUUAUCCGGACCCGGCACUACGAUACCGCUUUCUGUCAUGUCGCCACGGUUUAUCAUAGCGCGUAUUGGUUGAACUGGCUGGUUCUGAGGAGGGGACGGCAUUAUGUUUGUCUCUAUUAAAUGCCGUGCGAUGCUGUUAGAUAGUGCUUUCCUGUUUAUUCCUGUCGUUGUUGAUAUGCAGUA